UCUCUACGCACGUGACCUUGGCCGCUGCCCAGCGUCGGCUAGCUUCGUUAUCGAGGACAGUGAUAGUGGAGCACAAGUGAUAACUGAGACUCGGGACCAGCCAAGACCAUCCCACUUCCCCUCCAUCCUCCGCAUCAUCGCAAUUUUUCUCCAACGUCAUCGUUUCAACAGAGUCCUUAGAUCAACAAUCAACGUCCCGAAGCUGUAGACGGUGUGCUCGGGGCCGAAACACAAAAAUGGCACCCAGAAAGAUUAUCAUUGAUACCGAUCCUGGGAUCGAUGACAUCCUAGCACUUCUGCUGGCGUUGUCCGCCAAGCCAGAAGAAGUCGAAGUGCUUCUGAUCUCACUUACAUUCGGUAACAUCGAAGUGCGAAGCUGCCUGAGAAAUGUCGUGUCCAUGUUCCAUAUCCUCGAGCGGGAGAUGCAAUGGCGUCGAGAGAAGGGUCUGCCAGAAGGAUACGGUGCCCUACGCGCUUGCCCUCCUGUUGUUGCGGUGGGAGCGGAGGAUCCACUGGAAGACCAAAAGAUGCUGGCGGACUAUUUCCACGGCACGGAUGGUCUAGGAGGAAUUCACUCCAGCCAUCCGCACUUGUCUCCCCAAGAGACUUGGGAAAACCUGUUCGACCCAUCCACCGAAUCUAACGACAUUGACCCCGUUCCCGCUGGCGACUCCUCCAACCGCUUAUUUCUUCCGUCCAAGCGUCCUGCACAUGAAGAGAUUCUCCGCGUCCUGCGUGAGAAUGACCCCGAGACCGUCGCUAUCGUGGCCGUUGGGCCCCUCACUAACCUUGCCAUCGCCUCUGCAAAUGAUCCGGAGACAUUCCUUCGGGCCAAGGAAGUUGUGAUCAUGGGAGGAGCUGUGAAUCAGCCCGGAAACGUCACCCCGGCCGCCGAAUUCAACGCGUAUGCCGAUGCAUUUGCUGCUGCCCGCGUCUACGCCCUCACUUCUCCCUCUCCCCGGAGCACCAUACCUCCCGGCAAGAGUCUGCCGACGUAUCCCGCUACACUCAGCAAACAGCUCACCCUUCGCACGUUCCCCCUCGACAUUACACUGCGGCAUGGUAUGACCCGCGGCCAAUUUCGGAAGGCCAUCACACCUCUCCUCGAAUCCGGCUCACCGCUGGCUGAAUGGGUUUCAGCCUUCAUGGCGCACACAUUCCAGACCUUGGAGCGUCUUCACCCGGGCCACGAGGGCGACAAGGCUGACCUCAGUCUGCACGACCCUGUGUGCGUAUGGUAUGCUCUGACCGCCGACGACGAGGGCUGGAAACCCUCCGCCACAUCACCCGAAGAUAUCCGGAUUGAGACUACCGGUCAAUGGACGCGGGGUCUAUGCGUGGUGGAUCGCCGCAAUCGACACCGGAUCGAAGGUGAGGAGGAAAGCUCGAACGACCAUGGCCUAUGGUUGAGCACGCGGGCGGGCAACCGCGUCCUGAGAAUGGAUCACUCCCCGGUGGAAAACACCUUCGGAGGCAUUCUUCUGGAGAGAAUUUUCUAUUAGUGCGGUAUGUCGAGGACAGCCGUGUGCCAUCUCGAGCACAUUGAUCUAGAUGAUUAAUCUUCGAUACAUGGCUCCUAGAAUCCAUGCUCGGCAGACAUGAAAGGCGUCGGUAUAUAUCCUGUAUCUAGCGAUAGACUUUUGUUGUUAGAAGCUGCACAUAGGGGUAGUAAAUG
Molecule: messenger RNA, 1675 nt
Organism: Aspergillus homomorphus CBS 101889
Lineage: Eukaryota; Fungi; Ascomycota; Eurotiomycetes; Eurotiales; Aspergillaceae
Product: putative nucleoside hydrolase
Exons: 6
Coding region: 237-1502 (421 amino acids)
Biological process (GO): purine nucleoside catabolic process
Cellular component (GO): cytosol
Molecular function (GO): purine nucleosidase activity
Source: RefSeq, a predicted model, not a curated record